Molecule: messenger RNA, 591 nt
Organism: Protopolystoma xenopodis
Lineage: Eukaryota; Metazoa; Platyhelminthes; Monogenea; Polystomatidea; Polystomatidae
Source: the annotation of a GenBank genome assembly
CUUGGUCAACUUCGACAAACAGAACUAGAAGUGAAAAUCAAACAUUCUCCUCCGCUCUACCCAGUAGCUUUUGGCAACAGCAAAAGUUGCGUUACCAACUCGAGUUCGCCCGCCUACUGGCAGAUCUUACCGAGGCCACCGCUUCUCUACUUUUUACAGUUGGUGACGAACGCUUGUGCUUGUCUGGGCGAUGCUACUCGAACAAAGGAAGAUCAGUUAGGGAAGUCAAACGAAUCAGGGGUGAAUUCUAGAAUUGAGAUUAACGAAGAAUGCCCCAGCGUAAUGGUCAAGCGCGUGCUUUCGAUCACGCGGGCACUCUUCAUAGUUGACUGGCUGACUAACAGAUAUCCAGCUGCUCGCACCUCCCUGGAAAAUAAGCAGCGAGUCGACGUGGUAUGCUGGCUACUGCCCGCUCUACUACACCAGCUUGUUAGUCAAUUUGAGUCAAAUGAGGCUCGUUUUUGUCUGGAAACCAUCAUGAGUCAGUUAUGCGAGAGUCUCUUUAAUAAGGCAAGUGGGCUUGGUUACGAAGACUGGAUCAGGUUAGAUAAAAAAGCACUAAACUAUGAGGAUAAAAAUGUACAGAUCUAA